GGUCAAGCGGAGAGCAUUUAGCCUCCUCCGACGCUGCCAAGGUAGCGGCGUCACCUUUAAGGCGGCGCGGGGGCUGUUGGGAAGGCCGGCGGGAUGGAGGCGGCGGGACCGGAUCACCGCUGCGGGUCCCGGUGAGGCUGGUGGCAGCCGGAACGGGAGCGGGAGCCGGGCCCGAGCCGUAGGCGCAGGUCGGCGCGGGCCAAUCGGGCCGGGAAAGGAGCCCCAGCCCGGCGUCCGCUGCCCGCCCCCUCCCUUUGCAGGCGGCACGAUCAUGGCCAUGAUGGUGCUUCCGCGGGAGGAGAAGCUGAGCCAAGAUGAGAUCGUGCUGGGUACCAAGGCUGUCAUCCAGGGACUGGAGACCCUGCGCGGGGAGCAUCGUGCCCUGCUGGCGCCUCUGGUCGCGCAUGAGGCUGGCGAGGCAGAGCCUGGCUCGCAGGAGCGCUGUGUCCUCCUGCGCCGUUCCCUAGAGGCUAUUGAGCUGGGCCUAGGGGAGGCCCAGGUAAUCCUGGCACUGUCAAGCCACCUGGGAGCUGUAGAGUCAGAGAAGCAGAAGCUCCGGGCACAGGUGAGGCGCCUGGUACAGGAGAACCAGUGGCUUCGUGAGGAGCUGGCAGGGACACAACAAAAGCUUCAGCGCAGUGAGCAGGCCGUGGCCCAGCUUGAGGAGGAGAAGCAGCACCUGCUGUUCAUGAGCCAGAUCCGCCAGCUGGACGAAGACACCUCCCCCAAUGAGGAGAAGGGAGACAUUCCCAAAGAUUCCCUGGACGACCUGUUCCCCAAUGAGGAUGAGCAGAACCCAGCCCCCAGCCCUGGUGGAGGAGACGUGGCUGCUCAGCAUGGGGGCUAUGAAAUCCCAGCACGACUCCGUACCCUGCACAACUUGGUGAUUCAGUACGCCUCACAGGGCCGCUACGAGGUGGCUGUGCCACUCUGUAAGCAGGCACUUGAGGACCUAGAGAAGACAUCUGGCCAUGACCACCCUGAUGUGGCCACCAUGCUCAACAUCCUGGCACUAGUCUAUCGGGAUCAGAACAAGUACAAGGAGGCUGCCCACCUGCUCAAUGAUGCCCUGGCCAUUCGGGAGAAGACACUGGGGAAAGACCACCCAGCUGUGGCUGCAACGCUAAAUAACCUGGCAGUCCUGUACGGCAAGCGGGGCAAGUACAAGGAGGCCGAGCCUCUGUGCAAGCGGGCACUGGAGAUCCGGGAGAAGGUCCUAGGCAAGUUUCACCCAGACGUUGCCAAGCAGCUGAGCAACCUGGCCCUGCUGUGCCAGAACCAGGGCAAGGCAGAGGAGGUGGAGCACUACUACCGCCGGGCACUAGAUAUCUAUGCUGCACGCCUUGGGCCCGAUGACCCCAACGUGGCCAAGACCAAGAACAACCUGGCUUCUUGCUACCUGAAGCAGGGCAAAUACCAGGAUGCAGAGACCCUGUACAAGGAGAUCCUCACCCGAGCUCAUGAGAAGGAGUUUGGCUCUGUAAACGGGGACAAUAAGCCCAUCUGGAUGCAUGCAGAGGAACGAGAGGAGAGCAAGGAUAAGCGCCGGGAUAGCGCCCCUUAUGGGGAAUAUGGCAGCUGGUACAAGGCCUGUAAAGUAGACAGUCCCACGGUCAACACGACCCUGCGCAGCUUGGGGGCCCUAUACCGGCGCCAGGGCAAACUGGAGGCUGCGCAUACCCUGGAAGACUGUGCCAGUCGCAGCCGCAAGCAGGGCCUGGACCCUGCCAGCCAGACCAAGGUGGUAGAACUGUUGAAAGAUGGCAGUGGUGGGCAGGGAGACCGCCGUGGCAGCCGAGAUGUGGCCGCAGGUGCCGGGCCUCGUUCUGACUCUGACCUGGAGGAGGCAGGGCCUGCAGCUGAGUGGAGUGGGGAUGGCAGCGGCUCCUUGCGGCGUAGUGGCUCCUUUGGGAAGCUUCGGGAUGCCCUGAGGCGCAGCAGUGAGAUGCUGGUGAAGAAGUUGCAGGGGGGUGGUCCCCAGGAUCCCCCUAACCCCAGGAUGAAGCGGGCCAGUUCCCUCAACUUCCUCAACAAGAGUGUGGAGGAGCCAGUCCAGCCCGGAGGCCCAGGUCUGUCUGACAGCCGCACUCUCAGCUCCAGCUCCAUGGACCUCUCCCGACGAAGCUCCCUCGUGGGCUAAUCCUGAAGGGGCAGCCAGUCCCCAGAGCCUCAGCCCUGCGUGUCCCAACCCCAGUCCUGCGCAUGGGCCCGCUGCUUAUCCCGCCUAUCUCUCCCAAGGCCCCUGUCUUUUCUGUUCAAUCUCAGGGUAACCUCCUCUCUUGUCAUCUCAGCCUGAACCCCGGAGGCUGGGCCUGCCCACUCUAGCUCUGUCCUUUAUUUAUUCCUUCUAGCAGGGCCCCUCCUCCCCUGGUCCGGGUGGGCAGGAGGAGCUGGCAGGAGUGUCCACCCUCCCCAGACCCCACAGCCAAGAACACUAAGCACUGCAGUCCUUUCAAUGCCCUUGCCCUCCCCACCCCAUCCCAUCCUUCCCUCCCGGCCGUUGCUUCUGUAUAUAGAGAAAUAAGUUAUUGGCCGCGCCCCUGCCUUCAGUCCACGGUACUACCCGGGCCUCCCUCGCCCCGCCCUUCUCCGUGGUACCGCCCAGGCCUUAAUCACCCCAUUCUGCGCGGUGGUAUCUCCCAGGCUCCACGUACCCAGGAGCGGCGUUUCCCCAAAGCGUUCCCGGGCCUCUCGCACUCCUCCUGGCCUACGGGAUACCCGCCCUGCCCCGCCACGGCCGCAGGACGGAGGAUCUUCCCGCUAGUGCGUGCUCCGCCGAGUCUGCCCCGCGUCCCGGCCCUAUGCACUGCCCCUCCCGCCUCGCCACGCCCCCUCCGUGCCUGCAGCUUCCGCGAGCGGCCGUGACGGCCAGCUGCGGGAGGGGCCGCCCCAGAUGUGGGGCCUCGGCGGCCGCUCUCUAUUUUAAAAUGUUGCUGUAGAAAUAAAGACGGUUUGAAUCUGA
This is a messenger RNA of Nycticebus coucang (slow loris), 2962 nucleotides long. RefSeq names its product kinesin light chain 2 (gene KLC2). Lineage: Eukaryota; Metazoa; Chordata; Mammalia; Primates; Lorisidae. The record is from RefSeq and is a predicted model, not a curated record. The transcript has 16 exons. Gene Ontology annotation, molecular function: kinesin binding. Gene Ontology annotation, biological process: microtubule-based movement. Gene Ontology annotation, cellular component: kinesin complex; cytoplasm; membrane-bounded organelle. The coding region runs from base 272 to 2140 and encodes 622 amino acids.